CAUCUGCUGAUCACACAUACAGCAUCGAAAAAAAGUUUAAAAACAAAGCUACACAAGUGAACGUCUGCACGAAAGAGUCAAAAGAAACCCAAACAGACCCGUGGCAACCAGCACCUGCGACACCAGACGCAAGUUCUGCUCCAACCACCACAGAGCCAACACCUGUGCUGCCAUGUGCAAGUCCUGCGCCACCUGCUAUGGAGCCACUACUUGCGCCGCCAUCGACUACCGAGAGGGCAAGCAAGGAAAGUUUCUUUGAAGAGCGGGUUGCCCCUUCACACAAGCCAGCAGAAGAAGACUUCCUGCUUGGGGACAUUUCACUUGAAACUCCAAGAAUGUGUUCAAGCCCUGUGCCGGUGGAAGAUGCAGACACAACUUAUGAGCCAUCUCGGGAUGAGAGCUACCUAAGCGACUCAGCCCCAUCGCACCCCCCGCACGAGGAGAAGAAAUACAUUGUGUUUCAAAGUUGCCUCCUGCAGCUGUUCCGGCAGUGCAUCACAUGCCAUGCAACAUGCACACUUCAAACCUGGACCCAAGGCACAAUGAUCAAGGUGAAGGCUGUGUGUCCCGACAAGCAUACGAGGACUUGGCUGAGUCAGCCACUCAUCAAGAACAAGGCUGCUUGCAACGUCCUCCUGUCCACAGCUAUUGUGGCCACUGGUUCCAGCCCUUACAAAGUGCUGAGGCUCCUGGAACUCAUCAACAUCCAGGCUAUUGCAGAACGAACAUACUUUCUUUACCAGACAGCGAUCGUGCAGCCUGCAAUUGAACGAGUGUGGAAUCGAGAGCAAAAGAGGCUUCUUGAAGAGAGGCGGGGAAAGAAAGUUCACUUGGCUGGAGACGGGAGGUUCGAUUCGCCGGGCUUCUCUGCUAAGUACAUGACGUACACGUUCAUGGAGAUGGACACCAACCAAGUCGUCUACUUCGUACAGGUCUGCCUUGGAGAGGCUCCUGAGGUCAAGACCAGCAACUCCAUGGAGCUGUAUGGCUGUGUCAAGGGCAUAGAUUUCCUCAAGCAGCAGGGCAUCACCAUUGAAGACUUGGUGACCGACCGUCACGUCGCCAUCAAGGGCCACAUGAAGACGAAGGAGCCCGAGAUCCAUCACUACUUCGAUGCUUGGCACAUAGCAAAAGGCGUAAGCAAAAAGAUGCUGGCGGCGAGCAAGUAUGCAGGGUGUGGUGCCUUGGUGCAAUGGGCACAGCCUGCCUCCAACCAUGUCUACUGGUGUGCGGCCAACAGCGAAGGAGAUGGCAAACUCCUCGUUGACAUGUGGAAAAGCAUCAACAAUCAUGCCUCGGAUGUGCAUACUGGCCACCGAGGGAUCUACAACCGCUGCCUCCAUGACCCUCUCAUUGGAGAGAGGGAGUGGCUUUCUCCAGGUACCCCAGCAUACAAGCGUUUUGCAGCAAUCACGACACAACGAUUGCUGCUUAGGGACCUCGAGCACGUCUCACCCGCGGGCCAGACCUACAACCUCGAGUCUUAUCACAGUACUCUGACAAGAUUUGCCCCCAAGUCUGUUGCAUUCAAGCCCGGCAUGAUGCUUGCCAGAACCAGGCUGGCUGCCCUCCAUCAUAAUGAGAACUCCACAAGAAGCCAAGCCCUCACAAGGGACGGACGUCUCAAGUGGAAGAGGAGAAUGCAGAGGGCAAAGAAGGGGAUCGAGACCGUCAAGAAGGAGAAAACCAAGCCUACCUAUGCGUACGUCGGCGCACUUCUCCACGAAGUUGUCGCUUGCUGCAACGAGUCGUCCUCCUUCAAGGAGGCACUGGAAAAGACCCGUCAGGAAGAAGUCCUCCCCAUGGCGUCGCUGUACCCAAGGCUCCCCAAAGAGCAGCUGGUGGCGCAGAGAAUGUCGCGCUUCAGCCGGGGGGCGCCAGGACACUCAUGAGAAGGAUCUACUGCACAAGAGACCACCGACACAAGAAGUGAACCAACCUCAGCUAUCCACUGGUGCGGAGUCCAGAGAGGGGUACCGGAAGCCAGUGUACCUCUGGGAGGGAAAUGUUUUUCUUAUUUUAUGAACAGCACAUGCUGGCAAAACUCGCCGGUUUCCAGCGCCCAGGCGACCCCACAUCCAGCGGGUGAAUUGCCGGUACGCCACAAAGCGAUACUUCCUGCAGAAAAGAAAAAUCGAGCGUUUGUUUUUUGUAGACAGGAAAUGAACAGUACCUGGAAAAUCUAAGCGAAGUCCUUUUUCGGGAGGACGUCCAGCUCCCUUGUCACACGGUGUUGAAUGUUGGGAAGCACAAUCACACAGAUCCCAGGUCUAAAUAAAGCGGACAAUUUCACGCUUGAAUGCCCACUUCCUCCGCUAACAUUCAUACUGUGAGUAGACGAUCCUUGGCCAAAGCUCCUUUACCGUUUGUAUGUUUUCUUUGCGACAUGCAGUUCCAAGCUUGCCAAAUUGACAAACAUCUUCGAUGCUGUCCUGCCUUUCUUGAAAAUGUUUAAGCCCGACAUAAACCUACCUCAGAGUAACAACCUGUUAAAUACUUUUGCACAUGCAGAAAGACAAAAGGUUUCUUGGUGCAUUGUGAUAGCGGUGGUGCAGUCAAACUGGUUGGUGAGCAGGGCGAUGCAUAGAUACUCCAGAGAAUAUUCAGGAAUACAAAUACUGAGAUAUAUGUAUUUUAAGGCCUAAAAUACAGAUGCUAUAUAUCUGUCUUAUGCAACGGGAUGACACUGAGACACCUCUGAAAAACAUUGAAAAAGUAUUCUGGAAUACAGAUACAGACACUUAUAAAAAUACAUUUGUUCCUGAACGGUGCUACGUGGGGAGGGCAUACUGUUGAAAUUUGGGCUAGUUGGUGAAGCAUGUUUAGGGGUCAAACAGCGCAAACAAGGUACUCUUGCAAUACAUUUGUAUCGCAAUACUGCCCAGCCCUGCUGGUGAGAUCGGUCUAUCUGCAGUAUUCCUGAGUUUUUAAAAUAAUAAUAGCGGGCGAUUGUCCACAGUGGGUGCUUCUGCAGUAUUUGACAGUAGUGUCACCUGUCACGCCAACUCCCAUUAUUUUGACAGGCUGUUAUCUAUAGGUCUAAGAUAUGUGGUGCAGUUGGCCUAUGUGUAUAUACUACUGCCUUUCCAUGUAAUAAAAACACUGUUGAUAUGUU
Molecule: messenger RNA, 3115 nt
Organism: Ixodes scapularis (black-legged tick)
Lineage: Eukaryota; Metazoa; Arthropoda; Arachnida; Ixodida; Ixodidae
Exons: 11
Coding region: 198-1892 (564 amino acids)
Source: RefSeq, a predicted model, not a curated record